AUCAGGGGCAAACCCAGCAGCUAGUGGGUCUGGGCCGAUGAUGAGAGGAAGGUCACAGAAUUCGUCACCAAAUCCGCUCCCAAACCCCCCACCAAAUCCGCCACCAAAUCCCCCACCAAAUCCGACGUUAAAUCCGCCUCUAAAUCCGCACUCAAAUCCCCCAGCAAAUCCGACCCCAAAUCCCCUACCAAAUCCGGCAGUAGGUCCACCAGCAGUUCGGCUAGUAGGUCCGCCAGGAAAUCCGCUACUAAAUGUACAGCCAAAUACGCCACCAAAUCCUCAACACCCUGGAUCCGUCAUCAGUUCUUUCCUUCUGGAGCAGCUCAAAGGGCAAAAAGAUGUGAUGCUGCUACUUCAGAAGGAACUUCAGAUGCCAGUGCCACAAGCUCCCGCCGAAUCAAACCAGCAGGUUGUUUCGUUAUUAAAGAAACUUGUCAAGACCCGGUACGCUGGUAAUCGGCUCGAGCAGCAAGGAAGAGGGCCAGCACAUAUCUGACAAAAAAAGCCUUGAAACCAACAACCUGAUUAAACAGAAGAACGCAUUUUCAAUCACAUCAAGUGACAUCAAUUCGAAA
Molecule: messenger RNA, 575 nt
Organism: Belonocnema kinseyi
Lineage: Eukaryota; Metazoa; Arthropoda; Insecta; Hymenoptera; Cynipidae
Product: circumsporozoite protein-like
Exons: 3
Coding region: 38-496 (152 amino acids)
Source: RefSeq, a predicted model, not a curated record